AUGACGAGGCUGAGAAACUUGAGAAAGGGUUUCAAAGCUAUUCAAGAUUCGGAACUCGUCAACCUCUUCAAAUCCGAAAUUAACUUCGAACUUUCUUCUAAUCACUUUCAGAAUGCUCAAAUUGGUUCCUUAGGUGAAUUCGUAGUGGACUAUGAUUCACCACAUUCCAUAGAUGUGAUUUUGAGAAGAAAAUGUGAUUCCGGUGAGGAGGUUGCUCUUUCAGCUAUAUUGGGUCCUCCUAACUAUGAAAAAGAUCUUAUUUUUGUAAGAGAUGUUUUCAUGAAAAUAUGUGUUAAGAAGCCAGAUUUGUCCUCUAUCUUGCAAUUUGACUGUAGAGCUUAUCAAGAUACUGAUAAAACCUCUCAAUUUGACAUCAACAAUGCUUAUUAUCUUAGAUCGCCCGCGUCUCUCAGCUCUUCCGUUUACAGAGGCCCCUUAUUCAGUGAAUUGGGUAUUAAGUUGCAAACAGCAUUCAAGGAAUACCUGAUAGACAAGGGCAUUGGAGGAAGCUUAACCAAUUUCCUUCUCCACUACCUACACACAAGAGAACAAAAGCAAUACGUGAACUGGUUGAAAACAGGUGAAGCAUUCCUGUCUAAAAAUUGA
Messenger RNA from Lathyrus sativus (Indian pea), 606 nucleotides. NCBI's taxonomy places the organism in Eukaryota, Viridiplantae, Streptophyta, Magnoliopsida, Fabales, Fabaceae. The record is from the annotation of a GenBank genome assembly.